Messenger RNA from Astyanax mexicanus (Mexican tetra), 8297 nucleotides. It is a transcript of the gene ildr2a, whose product is annotated as immunoglobulin-like domain-containing receptor 2. Lineage: Eukaryota; Metazoa; Chordata; Actinopteri; Characiformes; Acestrorhamphidae. Gene Ontology annotation, biological process: pancreas development. The record is from RefSeq and is a predicted model, not a curated record. Gene Ontology annotation, cellular component: membrane. The coding region runs from base 47 to 2164 and encodes 705 amino acids. The transcript is spliced from 10 exons.
UACUCAGAGCCUCUUCAGAGCCAGGAGAACCGCCGCGGAGGAGAGAAUGAGGAGGAGAAGAAGAGGAGAACAUGAUCACCAGUUUAACCCGGAUUCUACAGCGCUGAACUCUAAAAUGAUGAACUUCUGGAGAUGGUGGAUUACUCUGCUGUUUUUCACAGGUGUGUCGUGGUGCGAGGCGGUGCAGGUAACAGUGCGAGACGAGCGCAGGUUCGCCAUGCUUUUCCAGUCUGUGGUUCUGCCGUGCCAGUACUCCACCGUUUCCUCCCAGACCCCUGUGGUGCAGUGGUGGUACAAGUCCUACUGCCGGGACCGCACUCGAGAAGUGUUCAGUUUCCCGGAGACCCUGGGGGUGAGGGGCUCAGAGCUGGGCACCUCCUCCCACCUGGACUGCGGCGACAGCAGCCGAACAAUACGCAUUGUUGCCUCUGGCCACGGAUCCUCCAUCACCCUCGCAGAGUAUUACAAAGGAAGGGACAUCUCAAUAAUCAACAAAGCUGACCUGCGCAUCGGAGAGCUGCAGUGGGGGGACAGUGGAGUGUACUUCUGCAAGGUGGUGAUCGCAGAUGACCUGGAAGGCCAAAACGAAGCCCAAGUGGAGCUCCUAGUUCUGGGUCAGACAGGUGUUGCUGACGAUCUCCUGCCUGAGUUUGAUAUGGAGAUUAUGCCAGAGUGGGUGUUUGUGGCAGCUGUGGUGCUGGGCAGUAUCCUUUUCAUCCUCCUGGUGGGUGUGUGCUGGUGUCAGUGCUGUCCGCACUCCUGCUGCUGCUACGUCCGCUGUUGCUGCUGCCCUGAAACCUGCUGCUGCCCUCGACACUUGUAUGAAGCAGGUAAAGGUAUAAAAACCAUACCACCAACACCGGUCGCAUUGUACCCUCCAUACUACAUGCCAGGCAUGCCCACCAUGGUGCCUAUUGCUCCACCUUCUCUCAUUGACCCCAAGAUAUCUGCUGCACCGUCUGUGGAGAAUAACACCUCUGCAGCGCACAGCGUUUUUCGUCUCCAGCCGACGCCGGAUCAGAAUUCGCUGAAGGUGCUGCAGUAUGUGGAAAGGGAGCUGGCGCACUUCAACCCCUCUAAGACCCUCAGCAGUCAUGACUCUUGCAGCGUGUCUGAGCUCAGCUCCCUCCACGAGGCCGAGACGGACUUCCGCCAGACCUUUCGUCAGGUUCAGAAGAAAGCCCUUCCAGCCAUUCCUGACCUGGAUGACCCUCCAGGCCUCCUGACAAGAGCAAUUUCACCGGUGCACGUCCAGAGGUCCACUCGUCACCCUCAGCGUGGCAACUGGAUAGAAGAUGAUCACCCCAGGUGGAACCCUCGUUCAGAGCACCUGCAGAGAAAGCCGUUCCUCAGAAAUGGACGCACAGGGUCUCUGGACGAACUCGAGGAAUUUGCCAUGACCUACAUGCAGCGAGGCCGGCAUGGAGAUUUUGACGACAUGGUGGACGAUUACCGGACACGUGGACGGCAGAGAGAGCGAGACCAAGACGCUUGGGAAAGAGAGCGCGAAAGGAACAAGGAGCGAGAGCAGGAGCAGGAGCGGGAACUCGACCGCAACCAUCAUCCACACUAUAGCUCCAAACGUUAUUACCCAAAAGACAGCCCGGAAAGACAUGGAGAGCGGCCUCAGCCUCAACCUCGGCCUCGGCCUCCGAGCCCUCCCCCCUUACCGGGAAAUGGUAAGAGACGAGGCACGUGGGACAGUGACCGGCCGGCUCCUUGCCGGGACACCGGUAACCGGGAACGCGGUGGCCGGGACUCUAAAGGAAGGGGUGCUGAGAGAGAACGAGACUACGAUGAUGCUCUUCUCAACAGCUUAUUAGAACGCAAGGCAAAAGCUGGGAGGAGCACGUCUUCGAAAGGCGGGCGGACCGAGGAAGACUCGGACACGCCCUCUAAAACCAGCUCAAAAAAGAGCUCCCACAGCCGGUCUCCGAGCAACAGGUCACCCAGUAAUCGACCGGCGGAGGAGGACGACUCCCUGCCGCCGUACACCGAGAAGGAGCUGGAGCGUUUCCGUGGCACCAAGACAAAAGAGUCCCAGCGGCCUUUCGCCUACACGCGACUCGGCCAGCCUUCACAAACAGAACAGGAAAGCAGAGAGGAGCAGAACAAGCCUCGUAAAGUGAGCACUCUUCUAAGCAGAGAUUCUCUCAUAGUCUGACGUGGUAAAGGCCGCCAGGCACGCCGUCACGCAUUGCUCCUCACCAAGCGCCUGCAGGCCUCCCUCUCCUCCGCUCACGCUUUGAUGUGCACGUCGGCGUCACGGUCAGACCUCACGCAAAGCUCUGAAGAUCGAAAAGUUGGCAUUAAAACCAGUGGGGGGCUGAAGCUAGUGAGGACUAGUUCAAAGACGUGAUACAGUGAGGAUACAGUGGUGAUGUUUACGAACUUCCAAGCACUUAAAAAUGAAGACGAUUUUUUUUUUACUUGGUGACCAAGAAACGUUUAACUGGAAAGCCAGAGGAGCAAAAGCUUACAGUUGCAAAAGAUCAAGAGUCACUGCUUGUUCUUUGCUGUUACUUUUUAUUUUUUAUUUUAUGGUACUUUCUUUAUACGUAUAAAAAGGCCUAUUCAUGCUUCUAACAAGCACAAGCACAUACUCUGCUUUUUUCCCCCAGCAAACAAUUCCUGGCCCAAUUCUGACCCACACUUACUGCUUUUAUCCAGCCCACAUACGGUGAGAAAUGACUGCAAUGAUCCACUUUUAGACCAGAACACUCAACAUUGUGCUAACUGACACAAGUGCCUUAAGUGGGCCGUAUUCAGCUCAGAUUCUACUGCUGUCUGGGUUUGAAAAAACAGUAAAGCACCAGAACAUAACAAAAGGGAAACAGUAUUGUAAAAUAAUAAAUGUAUUUUGUUUUUUUAUUGGUUCGAUUUUUUACAACCCUAAUAAAAAAAAAAUAGGACACUGUGUAAAAUGUACAUAAAUAUAAAUAUGCAAUGCAAUGCGAAAUGUAAUGAUUUAAAACUCAUCAACCCAUAUUUUAUUCACAGGAGAAUAUAUACAGUAGGUUUAAACAUGAGAUUUAAACUUGAGACAUUUUACCACUUUGUGAAAAGAGCUUUGUUGGGCCCCGAGUGGUCCAGCGGUCUAAGCGCUGCCACUAUGAGCGAAAGGUUGCAAGUUUGAAUCCCGCUCAUGCAGCUUUGCCAUCAAGCUGCCGGCGCUCAGAGGGAGCACAAUUGGCCCUGCUCCCUCCGUCUGGGUAGAUGAUGUCUCUCCCCACAUCACUCCUAGGGUGAUGUCUGCAGCACAGGGCGUCUGUGAGCUGAUGUAUCUGAACAGAGCCACUGCACUUUCAUCCAAGCGUGCUGUGAUGCUGCUCGGCAAUGCUGCAUCAGCAGCAGCUCAAAAAGGAGCGGUGACUGACUUCACAUGUAUCGAAGGAGGCAUGUCUUCACCCUCCUUUUAUUAUUAGUGAUAGGAGGAGUCCUAGUGAGUGGUGCUAAAAUGGGGAGAACAGUUGAAAAAAAAAGAAAAAAAGAGAGCUUUGAUGGCAGCAGUGCGUCUCAAAAAAGUUAGGACGGGGCAACAAAAGUCUGCCAAAGUAAAUGGUACUAAUUAAAACAGCUAAACAAAUAGAAAAAAUUGCAAUUAAUGACUGGGUAUAAAAAGAAAGUUUUAAAAAGGCAAAGUCUCUCAGAAGCAGAGAUGGAUGUAAAAAUGCUGAAACAAUUUCAAUCUAAAAUUGCGAAAAACCUUUAAUAUCCCACCGUCUACAGUACAUCUACAGUACAUAUCAUCAUCAAAAGGUUCAGUGAAUCUAUAGAAAUCUCUCUGCGCAGGAACGGGAAACAAGGCCACCAGUCUACAAUGCAGUCAGUAUGUACUCUGAUAUCUGUCUGCAUUUUGCAACAUCAUACUUAAAUAAGUAAAAGGAGGAAUUCAAGACAACAAGAUAAGGAGUACAAACUUUUGACGAAUAGCCCAUCUCCGUUCUUCCCCCAGCAUUCUGAAAUACAGAGCUUUUAGCCGAUGCUCCCAACAGGCUUACAAUGCUAGUGAUGGGGACAUAGCGUUGUCUGUGCUGUUGCCAAUUAGCAGAGGUGGAAAGUAAUGAAUUACUCAAAUUACUGUAAUUGAGUAGAUUUUAUGAGUAAUUUGUAAUUUUUAAAGUAGUUUUUAAAAUAGGUAGUUUUACUUUCCUCAAGUACAUUUUGACACAAGUACUUCACUACAUUGGAAAACUCCCAAUUACUGAGUAAAAAAUAAAAUGCUGGGAAAAAACUAUUGUCUAAAUAAAAAAUAAUAAUUGGGCGGAUGCGCCGGUGCAUGGAUGCUUGCGCGAGGGAUAACGAGGCAAUAACGUCCUCAUGCAAUACAAAAUGUGCCCUGCCGGACAGAGCUGUGAACUUUCAAAACUUCCACAUCAAACCUGUGCAAGCAUGCGGUGGUAAGUAUUGCAAGUUAAAAUAUAACAAUGGCCUGUAAAACUAUAAAAAAUAUAGUUUAUAGUCACCUAUAUUAGCAUUUUACAUUUUAACAGUAAAGAAAAAAAAGGAUCAUAGAAACCUAUGCCACUUAUUCUUGAAAAUGUUUUAUGGGCUGGUCUAAACAAAUACUGCCUGAAGGAUCCAAAUUAUUAUGUGAAAUAACAGUUCAUUAAAAACAAUUUAAUUUAUGAUUUGUUGUAAUGUUUUUACAUCAAAUAAUAAAAAGUAACUAUGUCACUUUUACUCAAAGUACAUUUUAAAUUGAGUACUUUUUUACUUUUACUCGAGUAGAUUUUUAGAUGGGUACUUUUACUUUUACUUGAAUAGAAUUUUAGCAAAGUAAAGGUACUUUUUCCACCUCUGCCAACUAGUAAUUAGGUGUAAAAUAGCAAUUAGCAUCACAACAAAAUAAAGCUAUAUCAUGAAAAGAAGGCAACACCACCCAGAAACACUGCCGUCUUCUCAGGACCAAAGCUUAUUUAAAUUAGACUGAGGCAAAAUGUUAAAACUGUUCUUUUAUUAAAUUAAUAUGGCUUUGCCUCUCUAAGAUACUCUUUAUCUUAUAACCAGCCAUGGGAAUUAGUUGCAGAUUGCUUCUAUUGCAGCUGUUUUUAUUAUUACCUCUUACUUUUCCAGCCUUUUGUUGCCCAAUCCCAACUUUUUUUAAGUUGUAAAUGAGUUGGACAUGGGAAAAUGGUAAAUUGUCUCGCUUUUACAUCUGACAUCAUGUAUUCUUUGUUCUAUCAUGAAUAAAAUAUGUAUCUAUGAGAUUUGUAGAAUGUAGAUUUGUCACUGCAUUCUGUUUUUAUGUAUAUUUAUUUACAUUUUACACAGUGUUCCAACGUUUUUUUGGAAUUGUGGUUGUAUUUGCACAUUUGUAACUGUCUUUAGUUAGCAGCACCCUCGCAAGCCUGCCCGCUCUUCCACUGCCACAAGUGUGAAUGCUCUGUGUUUGCAAACCACCUGUUGAUCUUUGCCCUGCAGAGACUCUCCCGAGUUUGAGGUCAGUAGAAGCAUAAUGGGCCUUAAGUGUUCCCCAGCGCAGACGGACUGAGUGGACAAUGCAGCAACAAUGAACACACGCUCUUUGUGACACCACAUGGGGAUGAUUUCAUGCCAUGUUACUUGGAGUCGAGCCUCGGUCUCCUGGUAAUCCAUUAAUGUUGCUGUGUGAGAUCAGACACUGCUGACGUUGUCUUCCUUCAGCAUCAUCCUUUGCCACCAAGAGGCGUCUUGAUAUUAUUACAUACAUGCCGGAGAUCGUGCCUUGUUUUACGUACUGUAACGCUAAUACUGUAAGCGCUGAAGAACCAUGUUUUUUUGUUUGUUUGUUUUUUAUAAUAGAAAAUGAACUGAAUGGCACGGACAUGGUCAGAAACUUGACAAUGAAUAAUAUAAUGCCCUUUCUUUAUUGCCUUUGAAGAUUUUUAUGUUUGUUUAUAUACAUGUACCCUAUUAUUUUUACUUUUCAAUUUUAUCUAGAUUUUAUUUCUGUAUCCAGGCUUAAGUUUCUUUUUUGAUGCUGUAUGCCCAAAAGCUUGUGCUGACCUAUCAUUAACUUAAAAAAUGUUAUAUCAUGAAAAUAUAUUUUCCAUUCCAUUUAAUUUUAAAAACACUGUUACUCUUCAUUCCAUUUCUGAUGUAUUAUGUUACACUGUUACUCUCCAUUCCAUGCUGUUUAUACAGUAUAUAGGAACUAAUGCUGCAUUCAGGACAAGUGGAAAGUCAAAUUGGUCAAACCCCAUAAUUAAAACGUUCAUAAAACUUCAAAUAUGUGAGUUUGGUGAAACAUGAAAGCUCUUGUUUGGCAGCUUUAACAAGCACUUAAAAACUAUUACAUUAGUGUGGUAAUACCGUAGUUAAAGAAUUCUAUCAAUUAAAUCAUUUGAAAGUGGAUGGAUUAUAUGUCAAAACAGGAAAAUAAUAUAAAGCAUGCAGUCAAAAUCUAUUCUAGUAUCUCUCUGCAUUUUGGAAUAUCAUACUUAAAUAACUUCUGAUAAAAAUCUGAUAAAAUCUGAUGUGAAAUUGACUUGGGAUGUAGUGAAACAUGAUAUCAAGUAUUUGGUGAAUAUCCCAGCUCUGUUCUCCCCAAGCAUUCCACAAUACAGAGCUUUUAGCCGAUGCUCCCAACAGGCUUACAAUGCCAGUGAUAAGGGCAUAGAGUUGGCAAUGCAAAGCCAUCUAAUUCAAUCGAAUCUAAUUUUACAACAAUAAAAAUAAUAAAGUAACCUCACACUUUAUUGGUAGUAUUCUGACCAUGACAUUUAAAAUGAGGCACUGAGAACUUUGAAAGUGCACAAGUCGAUUAUUAAAAAAACACUGUUUAUACACACAGUACCUUGAGGUAGUUUUCUUGAAAUAAAGUCACAACAAUUUUAACUGACAAGCAUUAAUGCGAAAGAGCUAGCACUUAGAGCAGAUAAUAGCUAAUGCUAAUGCUGCUCUAGCAGUGCUAGCCGGGGUUAGCACAGUCUACAGGCCGAUAAUACUCACCUUUGAACAGGGAAAUAGCGGUUAGCAGCUAAUGCUAAGCCCCAGUGCUGGAGAACCAAAUUGAAACUCCUGUAUAACACUGCACUACAGUAGAAUUCAUACAUAAUGCAUACUGGAUUAAAAAGCGCACUGACGAUUUUGGAAAGGAAUUUAAGUGCGCCUUAUAAUGCAAAAAAUAGUAUAAUAGUGUUUACUAGUGUUACUAGUACAUAAAGCCACACAGCUGUUAAAAAAAUGUCUGUUUUCAAAAAUGUCAUUUAAAAAAUAUAGUCCCCAAACAAAAUGUCAACAUAUCAUUGUUGUCAGUGUGUGUAUUUCUUUUCCGUGAGAUGUACAGCGCUGUCGUUUGGUAUGUUUGUAUGCUUGUACGUGAGACUGCGCUGGUAGUCUUGUGUUGUGUAAAUUAGGCUGUGUUGUUAUUGAAGAUGACUCACACUCUUGUCUAUUGUCUGCUGUCACAUAAUAGGUGUCUCUGACUGACGUCUCAAUCCAGCAACACACUUACCUUUCUCCAUUCAGAUGUACGGUAUAUGCCAAUGCCUGGUAUUGUUCCAAGAAAUUGCUGGAUAAUUAACCAGUCCAAACCAAUACAUAGUAGUCCCAGUAAUAUGUGUUACAUUCAUGUUGAUGACUGAUUUGUGUUCGUGCCUGCUGUCCUGUUUUACCAUCGUUCUCCUUCUUCUUUUCCAUCACGGACAAACACUCAAUUUCCAAUGUUCAUGCAAAAUUCCUGUUGUACUAUAUGAGUGUUAUUGUGCCAAAUUGACCUAUUUAUUUUGCUCCAGAAAUGCUGACAUGCUGCGUUUACUCCUUCCAGUUUUUUUUUUUACCUCAGUAUGCACUGCUUUUUUCCUGCCAGUUUAAUAAAAAAAAGUCUAAAUCCAAAUUCACUGCAUUCAUCACAUUCCUGCCUGACCGUUCCCAUUCCAUGUUCUUGGUGUUUGAAGUGCAUUGAAGCAGUGUCUCCUGGUACCAGGUUUCUGCUUCACACUUGCGCUCUCUAAAGGAGGUCUGGCAGCUAAAAGAAGAAGAAGAAAAAGAAGACGAAUGCAAGGAAUGCUGUUGAGCAACUUCCACAUUAAGAUCUAAUGAAUAAUGACAUCAUCAUAUCUAAACACUGAAACUGUUUUUUUUUUAACUAUAUAUAUAGCAGUGUGUAAGACUGGUGGAGAAGAACAUGCCAAGAUGCAUAAAACUGUGAUUAAAACCAGGAUUAUUCCACCAAAUAUUGAUUUCUGAACUCUUCUGAACUUUAUGAAUAUGAACUUGUUUUCUUUGCAUUAUUUGAGGCCUAAAAGCUCUGCAUCCUUUUGUUAUUUCAGCCAUUUCUCAUUUUCUGUAAAUAAAUGCUUUAAAUGACAAUA